This is a messenger RNA of Xenia sp. Carnegie-2017, 1946 nucleotides long. RefSeq lists its product as uncharacterized. The transcript has 2 exons. The record is from RefSeq and is a predicted model, not a curated record. Gene Ontology annotation, cellular component: membrane. Lineage: Eukaryota; Metazoa; Cnidaria; Anthozoa; Malacalcyonacea; Xeniidae. The coding region runs from base 35 to 1597 and encodes 520 amino acids.
UGUAAACAAGAAAGAUCAUAUUACAAAAUUGGAGAUGUCUGUGUUUGAUGCUAAUGGUUUCGCUUUAUCUGUGGCAUUCUUUGCUUGUCGUGCAAGUACUAACGUUGUGGAAGACUUUGUGUUCAUCUAUUUAAAGCAACUAGGCUAUAAUGCAUUUCACAUUGGUUUGGUUCCCAUGCUUGGUUUAAUGGCACAGUUGAUUGGCGUUUCCAUAUGUAGUUAUUUAUCAGACAGAUAUCGUUUGCGAAAGUGUAUGUUAUUUAUGGCUGUUCUUCUUUUGAUACCAACCAUAUUAUUACAUUUAAUUCCGCAAAUGACAAGAUUACAAUGCGAUGCAAAUGCAAGCCAAAAUACAACUCUCAACGUUCAAAAUAAAAUGCUGAAUUAUCUUGAAUAUAAGCAGCCAUCGACGCAAGGAAGAGUGAUGAUUAAAAACAAUUCAUUGGCUUUGCAAAUUACUAACAGGACCUCAUUUGAAAACAUAAGCAUCAAUUUAAAGAAUUACACCUUCUAUGGAAAAGAAGUGCAUGUUACAGUUGACAAUUUUAAGAAUUUGCGUUCAAAGAAGAACGUCUCAUUGUGGCAAGAGAACAAUGAAACUCAUAAGAAAAUGGAAAUUAGUCAUAAGGGUAUUCUGUUCAUGCUUGUUCUCGUCGGAAUCUUUCAGUUUCUAAAAAGACUAGUUGUUGUAAAACUUACUGUGGCAGCAAUUGAUCAUUUAAUGGAACAAAAAUCUAAAUUUGCAUUUUAUGAAGGAUGUGGUUCUUUUGGCUCUGGAAUAGCUGUUUUUUCCGUUGCAUAUCUUGCCGGUCAUUUUAAGCACUCGGUUUGUGGAGAACAAAAGCCAAGUUAUUAUUUUGCAUUUAUAGUUCCAGCUGGUUUGCAGUGCUUUGCUGUAUUGGCAGUACCAUGGCUGAAAAUUAAUUACCAGGAAAAGAUCAAAAGCAUUAGUUAUAAGGAAGCAAUAAAACCAUUAUUAGAUCAUAAAUGCAUUUUGCUCUUGCCAAUUUCUUUGCACGUGGGGGCUGCCACCAACUUUCUAUUUCGCUGGACAUAUUGGUUCAUGGAAAAACGUGGAGGAAACACAACAGCAAUGGGUGUCGAAGGAUUGAUAAGACGACCUAUAAUCGGAACUUUAUGGUACAUAGUCGCUGGUUAUAUUCUUGACGCAGUCGGAGAAUACGUUUCCGUGUUAAUUGCUCUUAUGCUUUUGACAAUUGGGUUUGCAUUCCUUGCACUUAUUGAGAACCCCUGGCUCGUAAUUCUCGCUGAUAAUUUUCAGUUUGCUGCUUUUGCAAUUUUCCUAUCAGCUCUUGUGGUGAAUUUUUCAAACGUCGGACCAGAAGAACUUUCCACAUUCUAUCAAGGAGUGGCAAAUCUUACUUUUAAUGGCGUUGGUAAAGAUAUCGGUUCAUUGAUGACUGGCUAUUUUUUAAACGAAUAUGGCAUCAAGAAAACUUUGUUCGGGAUAUCUGUUGUCUCUCUUAUAUUCUUUGCUGUAUUUGCAAUUUACGCUUCAACAAGUGCUUAUGACUACAAACGUUUAGGAAUACAAGAGGGAGUAGAUAGCGACGAUGAGAUAGGGAAGCCUGAUUGAAACUAUGGUUACUAUUGUAAUGAAACAUAAUUUUGUUGAUAUGAAAACAACAUACAUGCCGUUCUUUUUUUUAUUCCUCUUGUAAUUCAAAAGAUGAGAAGAUUGAUUCAACUAUUUAAUUGGUUUAGUCAUACGGAGAUCUUUGCUUUUUGUCUGUUAGAGGUUUUUGGCGUUGUUUAAAACUUUUGACACAUCAAAACGUGGUUGUUGAUAACGUGCUUGAUCUUAAGAAGAGAAAAGCACGUUGUCAGGCAUUGAUCUUUGAUUUUAGCAAUAAAAGUUUUCAUCGAAAGUUUGUCUGAAGGAUGCAUUUGUACUGUUUUCUUUUAUAAUAAAAUAUGAGCAUUAA